UUUGGAUUUGACAUUCCGUAUACCUAAACUAUAGCGUCAUUAUCCUGUACUAGAAUCAAAUAUUAAUUUAUGACGCUAUGUAAACCCAUUUAUCUGACGAAAUAAGUCACCCGGAAGUAGAAUGUCAGUCGGCUAUCUGUUUCCGCUUUUGACUUGAGUGUCUUGACCCCCAGACUGGCAUUUUUCUUUUCCUGAAAAUCCUUCGAUCUAGUUUUCACACGUGCCAGGGUCUCCCCCCCUCUUUAAGUGUGGUCCCUCAUGGGCGGCUGGUCUAGUAGUGCUGUGCUGGAGCUGUACCGGGCGCUGCUCCGUGCAGGGCGUCACCUUCGGUAUACCGACCGCAACUACUAUCGCCGCGCUUUGGCUCGUGAGUUUCGGCGCUGCCAAACCCUGACGGCACCUGAAGACAAGGAAGAGGCUCUAAAGAGGGGCCAGUUCUUCCUCAGUAGCCGAUUGGGUGGGCUUAUGUAGGGGCAGUUUGAGGGCGAGGAAUUGGUCAUCUGCAAGUAUCUCUCCCAGCUGCAGGAUGGCCGGAGUGAAUGGAGACCGUAAAGGGAAGAAAGAUGACAAUGGCAUCGGCGCAGCCAUCGACUUCAUGCUUUCCAACGCAAAGCUUGUUUUGGGAGUCGGCGGAGCAGCCAUGCUGGGCAUCGCAACGCUUGCUGUCAAAAGAAUGUAUGACCGUGCCAUCAGCGCUCCAACCAGCCCCACCAAGAUGGAGCAGAAAGGAAAACAAAGCUGGGAGGAGCCAGCCUGGGUGGGUUCGUCACCGCGGGUUCUGAACCACGACAUGAAGGCCACCAUUAGCAGGUCGCUUCAGUCCCUGCCCACCGCUUCAAAUUCCUUUGAGCCAGACUAUCUGCGGAGGGCCGUGGGUCGAGCCGCCGUGAAAGGGAGCGGCCCGACUCAGUCCGACCUGCUCCGCGCUCGGAUGCGCCUCUCCCUGCAAGAGCGUCUGUGGGAUUUCUACCAGCACGACGUGGACAUUCCCGCCGAGGAGCAGGCUGUGGCCCGGAAGGCGGCGUUGGACAUCUGCGCCGAGCUCCGAGUGUUCCUCCACGCCAAACUUCCCGACAUGCCGCUCCGAGAGAUGUACCUGAGCGGCAGCCUUUACGAUGACUUGCAGGUGGUGACGGCAGACCACGCGCAGCUGAUGGUGCCUCUAAUUCUGGAGAAAAACCUGUGGUCGUCUAUACCAGGAGAGGACACGAUCAUGAACGUUCCAGGUUUCUGGUUGGUGCGCAGGGAGAAUUUAGAAUAUUUCCCACGGAACAGCAGCUACUGGGACCGCUGCAUGGUGGGAGGUUACCUCUCCCCAAAAUCGGUCCUUGAGGUGUUUGACAAGCUGGUGGGUACGAUCAACUGGCCCGCUAUCGGCAGCGUCCUGGACUACGUGAUUCGUCCUGUGGUCCCGUCCGAAACACUGACCUUGGAGGUGCAGUACGAGACGGACCGAAAGCUUUCUGUGGACUUUUUGCCAUUACUGGUGAUGGAGGACGGGACUUCUCUUAUAGCCAAACCGCAUCGGCUUGCCGCAGAGCGCCACGAAAACCUGUGGCGGCAGAGUUUCAGAGUGGCAGAAACGGCGCGGCUCCGAGCCUUGGAUCAAGAAGAUGGAGGCUACCGAUGCGCCUGCCUCAAAGUGGCCAAGGCCGUGUGCAAGCUCAAUCCCGCUCUCAACCGGCUGAAUGCCAGCCAGCUCACCAACGCCAUCUUGCUGCUUAGUGAAAAGCAAGCCAACUGGACCCACGAGGCACUGGCCGACAACUUCCUACAGCUGGUAAAGGCUCUUGUGGGUUACCUGGAGGCGGGGCGACUGCCCUGCGCCCUCAGCCCAAGAGUGAACUUAUUCUGUGAACUGACUGAACAGGAAGUGGAUGAGCUGGGCUACACGCUCUACUGCGCGCUUUCGGAACCCGAAUUACUUCUGGUGACUGGAGAGACGCAGCUUCCGCAUCUCUCCUAAAAGAUCCGGACAUAUGCGGCACCCACCCAGGCAGUAAUUUGCAUCAGGCUUUAUUGCCCCCCAGGCAUCAUUUUUCAGGAGAAUUACAACAUCUGAUACUGACGUGUGAGAAAAUUGCCCAGUGAAAUUGAUUUUGUCUCAAGAUGGGUCCGACCGACUCUCUUGCGUUCAUCCAAAUAUACUUUUAAUCACAGUUGCCCAUGUCAAGGCCAACCGCGACGGUGUGGCGUUCUGCCGCGUUGUCUAAAUGAAGUUGGUGUAUGUUUCAUGCAUCGUCUCCAAGGUAAAAACUUUCAUUGUAAUAUACAAGAUAUUACUCUGCAUCAGAUCUCGUAGCGCUUUUUUAAAUUGAUUGGACAGUUUUAGUUCACCGGACAAGUCUCAUGCAUUUUAUGAUAGACAUCGUUAUGGAGAUUACCGAUAUGUGACACUUUGUCAAAACAUAGAAUGUAAUGUUGGUUGUCUGUAUGUCAACACAAAAGCUAAUAAAAUACUCCGAAAUUGAUUUGCCAAAAGACUCCGGGUUCCUCCGUUAGGAAAAAAAAAAAAGAUAGUUUUGAUUUAAACGUGGACUAAAAGUUUGGCAAAAAUAUAAUAAAUAAUAAUAAGACAAAUGCAUAACAUGAUGCCGAAUUCAUGUGGAAACUUGUCACGUGUUGCCAACCAGCGAGUAUGUCAAAUGAAGGCGUGCAUGUGAAAGCGAUAAGACCUCAUAAACACAUUUUCAGCGUUGCCAUAAAAAUCACAAUAAAACGACAAAAGCGCGUCGUUUUAUGUCACUCCUCCACUGCUUGGUCACAAGCAGAAACUAUUCCCAUGUGACUGUCUGCGUGUACUGGGCUACUCUUUGUUUCACUCUUAUGAAGAGGACCUUUCUUUUCCACUUCCGCAGCAUCUGAUUCGGUGCAUAUCUUUUUACAAGCCACCUAGGAGAAUGUCAAACUUUGGGACUGACGUCCUACAUGUUAGAGACACUCACAAUUUCUUCCAAGACUUUUAAAGAAGUGUUGGUGUCAGCUUUUUUAUUUAUUUUUUUCUUUGCUAAUCAAAUCUGACACAUGGUGUGAUUCAGAAGCCACACACAUGCUGGCUUUUCAUUUUGUUGUACUGCAUGUCUUUUUUUUUUUUU
Hippocampus comes (tiger tail seahorse) is the source of this 3095-nucleotide messenger RNA. It is a transcript of the gene mief1, whose product is annotated as mitochondrial elongation factor 1. Gene Ontology annotation, biological process: positive regulation of mitochondrial fission; mitochondrion organization. Gene Ontology annotation, cellular component: mitochondrial outer membrane. The record is from RefSeq and is a predicted model, not a curated record. Lineage: Eukaryota; Metazoa; Chordata; Actinopteri; Syngnathiformes; Syngnathidae. Bases 527 to 1966 code for a protein of 479 amino acids. The transcript has 6 exons.